AUGGUGCUAAUUACAGGCACAACAGACGUAGCUACGGCUGAGCUGGCGACAGAUGCGUUGGCCAUUGCGCUCGUUGUAAGCCCGUUCACCGUUGACAAGUUGACUGCCGAGCUAAUAGCUGAAAGCGUGAGCGGUGCGCUCGUGGUGUUCAUCUGCAUGCUGCUUGCGCUUGACGAUACGCCACCACUCGGAGCGGAGAUAGCUCCUGCUGUAAUUGAUGAUGCGUUCGCAGAUGUUAUACUGGCCGAUGGAGCCGAGCUGGAAGAGAGCGUGGUCGCUGAUGUACUGAUUCCAGCAACAGUGGUGUUGGCAGCCGCUGCGAGCGAACCAAAACUCGGUGACGGCGUGAUGUCGAAGCUUGUGCUGAAGUAG
This is a messenger RNA of Baudoinia panamericana UAMH 10762, 372 nucleotides long. RefSeq lists its product as uncharacterized. The record is from RefSeq and is a predicted model, not a curated record. The transcript has a single exon. Lineage: Eukaryota; Fungi; Ascomycota; Dothideomycetes; Mycosphaerellales; Teratosphaeriaceae. Bases 1 to 372 code for a protein of 123 amino acids.